Messenger RNA from Brassica napus (rape), 1502 nucleotides. RefSeq lists its product as uncharacterized. The record is from RefSeq and is a predicted model, not a curated record. The transcript is spliced from 3 exons. Lineage: Eukaryota; Viridiplantae; Streptophyta; Magnoliopsida; Brassicales; Brassicaceae. The coding region runs from base 804 to 1256 and encodes 150 amino acids.
AUUUAUUUAUAUUUGUUUCACAUGAUUCAUUUGAUUUGUUUUCAAAAUUCAAAAUAUACUAUUAAUAUAUUACAUAUUUAAGUGUUGUUUGAGAUUUAUUCUUCUGGUUUAUUUUGACACAAUAAUCAAGUUUUAAAUUACUUGACCUCGUCAAAAUUUUUCAAAAGAUGAAAAGUCAAGAAAGAUAGAAAGAAAAAUAAAGAAAGCUGCCCACGGAUUUAGAUAAAAUAUGUUUCUUAUUUCUUAACCAAGUUACUUGAUAAUUAAACGUACCUUCAAUAUUUUCUAUUUAUUUGGGGCAAGUAGCUUUAAGACUUUACAAUGUCUAAUUAGAAAUAAGGCUUUAUCACCAGAAAUGUUUCAUAAUUUCACUAGUUAUUGUAUUUAUUGACAAAAUAAAUAUGUUAUUUACCAUAUAAUUUAUGUUGUUAUAUACAUGUUAUUUGUUUUAUUAGAUUUCUUACUGUAUUAAGCAGCUCAACGCAAGACGAAAUAUAAAACAUAUCUUUAUUUUGCAAAAAAGAUUCUUAAAUGGUAAAUACUUAAAACUAAUUAUAAGUAUUUCAAGUUGGACCAUUAUCAAUACAGUCAGCCCACAGGAAUACAGUCCAUGGGUUUUAAAUAUCAAUUUUAAGAGAAUGGACUGCUGUAUUUCUAUGUCGUCCCGCUAUAUAUACGUAUUGAUUCUCCCAUUUCUCACACAACAUAAUAAAAAAAAAAGAAGAUAUACAAAAAGUUGAUAGUAGGAUACAAGUUCGCUUUUGAUCACUGUCCUCAAAAAGAGAGAAAAAGGACCAGCUGAAAUGGGGCGUUGGGUGAGACCUGAGGUGUACCCUCUUCUCGGAGCAAUGGGAUUUGUAACAUCUAUGGUUGUGUUUCAACUCACAAGGAAUGCAUUAUUAAACCCUGAUUGCAGGUCUUCAAAAGAAGAAGAUGACAGCGAACUCAAGACGGUGCUUGAAUGCGUCAGUGUAGCUUUCACGACAUGGUCGGACAGCAGAGAAAUAGUCACCUUAAAUUGUGACGUUGACAUCCAAUCCGCACCUCGGAAACUCGUCGAAACGAAUCCCGCUGCAUCUUCAGGUCCCGAACGGACCGCUUCACAAGAUAGCAAGACGGUUAUAGAUAUGGACAUACACCUCCACAAGAUUGGAGGGAAAGCACUCCUUAAAAAGGAAGCAAAGGAUGAACAUGAUGGUCCCGGUGAACCCACCGGUAAAUGGAAAGAAAGGCUACUCUUCGAACAAGAAAGAUGAAACUUUGUGUGUAAAUAUGUCUCUGUAAAAACGCUACUGAACCCACCAAACAUUUUUAGAAGAUUAGUCAAGGAGACCAAUCCACCCCACAUCAAAGUGGGCUGUGAAACUGCUAGGAAGAGAUGAGAGCCUUGGAACUUUAUUGGGCUUGUCAAUCUCAUUGCAAAAUGAAAGCAUCCCAUCUCAUGAAUCAAGUAUUAAAAAACUAUUAACCCACAUUAACCCACAUUAUUUAAUACUUGAUUC